Molecule: messenger RNA, 761 nt
Organism: Armigeres subalbatus
Lineage: Eukaryota; Metazoa; Arthropoda; Insecta; Diptera; Culicidae
Exons: 2
Coding region: 88-549 (153 amino acids)
Source: RefSeq, a predicted model, not a curated record
UUAAAGUGGUCUAUAAGAUAAAGUAUAUGUCAGUCAAGAAAAUCAGUGAAAUUGUCCAGUUCCAAUUGUCCAGAAACGUUUAAUACAAUGAAGCACGAAUGCUCAAAUUGCCAUGUUUGGAGUAAUUGUUACAGGGAACUUACUCCUAAACUGUAUGAUUAUGCAGCGGAAAGGAGAAUAAAAUUGGAUAAAAGCUGUUCCCACAUUUGUAAUACCUGCUAUUGCCGACUUUAUCGCAUUAUCAAGAAAAGAAACGAGCCAGCAGCUCCAAGUGCAGUUAAUAUAGAAUGUGAAAAUCAAGAACUCACCGUUUCUGAACCAUCGAAACUUGAUGAUCUCGCCGUUGCCGGACCAUCAGACACCAAUAAUUUCGCCGUGGCGGGACCAUCUAGAGUGAACAAUUUCGCCGCACCAGCAAACAUCAAUAAUGGUGGUUUCGAAAUAAUCGAUCCCAAUGCCGCUGGAUCAUCGGAAAUUGACGCUGUUCCUAGUGUUGAAUCUUUGUUUUCUUUGGAAUCAACGAGUGCUGAAUCAAUUGGUAGCUGGUAGAAUGUUAAAUUAAUGUUUAAAACCCUUAAGGACAAGAAACUUAUUCAUAACCAUUUAAAAACGUAUAAUGACUUGUUUUUUAAAAUACUUUGUGAAAAUCCUACAGAGAAAUGUUGGUUGAAAACCUGUGCUCAUUGCCCGGGUACGCAGACACUGGAGAAUGACCUGAUGCAUUUUCUUGAAAAUGUCGAUUCCUUAGAAUUUAAACAAUG